Molecule: messenger RNA, 4113 nt
Organism: Geosmithia morbida
Lineage: Eukaryota; Fungi; Ascomycota; Sordariomycetes; Hypocreales; Bionectriaceae
Product: trafficking protein particle complex subunit 9
Exons: 3
Coding region: 1-4113 (1370 amino acids)
Cellular component (GO): trans-Golgi network
Source: RefSeq, a predicted model, not a curated record
AUGGAUCCGCUGCUACCCAUCGCUCCCGCGAGGGUCAAGGCGCUUCUCCUGCCAGUUGGUCGCAUCAAGGCCGAUCGCUUCGCCCCCUUUGUCGACAGGUUACAGAGCGAGCAUGUCGUCCAUCUCCGUGAUAUAACCGCCGACGGGCGGCCAAACAGAAACAUGUUUUCACCCCUGGCCUACCCCAACGGCGCCAUGCUAUAUGACCUCAUCACCCACGUCCCUCCUCCGUCGCACAUCGCCCUGUCCCCCUUCGACCUAUACCGGGAACCCUUGGCCGUCAUUGCACUGGCUGACGGCAAAGAGCUGGACGGCGCCGCCUUCAGCAAGAGGACCUCACUCGGCGGCCCGGGGACUACGCCCACCGAGAGGAACAUACGGGCUCUGCACCAACAGCUCGAAGAGCUGCGCGACCAGUACCCUCGCGCCCUCGUUCACCGCGUCCUCAUCUUCGACUACAUAGCUCCCGACUCGGGCAUACUACCCAUCCCCGACGAUAUGUUCGUCAUCCCCCCCGCCGAGGAGUCCCUCCGGACCACGAUAAAGACGGUCAUGUGCGACAUAUCUUCUGUGCUGCUGGGCGAGAUGACGACCCUGGCGAAGUCCUUUGAAGCCAUGACAUCGGUUGAGUCUCCCACCCCGGCCACGGGGAGGUCGCCAGGUACGCUAUCGCCCGACCUCGACGGGUCCAAUGGCAACAGCGUGAUGCAGAGGAGGAACUCGCACUUUGCACCCCCCCAGGCUAACGGCCGCUCGGACAAAAGCCACGCCCGGAUGUCCAUGCCGCCUGUGCCCUCGCACUCCUCGUCCUUCUCCGCAUUCACGUCGUCCAAGACGUCCCCCACCCCCGGGGGUGAUGACGGCCAGAGCUCUGGCAACUCGACACCCGAUACAGGUAGCCCUCGGCCCGACACGCCCCAGACCUCGGCCAAAGACGCCGUCAACAACCGUGUCUCGGUACACGGUUUCGGUCCCGGCGGUGUCAACGAGAAGUGGCGCCUCAAGGGCAAGGGCAGGAUAUCCAUCAUUAUCGGCUCCAUGUACCUGCAGGCCGGCCGGUGGGCCGACUCCCUGAACGAGCUGAUGGAGGGUGCCACCGCCACCCGGUCGCUCAACGACCACAUCUGGCAUGGCAAAGCUCUGGAACUCAUUCUCAUGAAUCUGCUCCUCCUCGGUUGGUCGGGGCUAGAGUUUGAUGUGCCCCAGGUUUGUCUCCCCGCCCAGGAGGGCCCUAAGUUUACGUCGUGGCCCAAGGCCGAUUCGCACCCCAUCGUGCCCGAUCAGCCCAAGCAUGUCCGGAACCUGCAGGUCGUCCUGCCCGAGCUUCUCGAGCGCAUCAUAAACCUGUACUCGCGCAAGCGCGCCGACUCAGAGAAGCUACCUGCCCUGCCCUUUGCCGAGACUACCAUCCGUUUCUGCAAGAUCCUCUCCGCCCUGCACCUCUGCGGUGGCGACCUCAACCGUCAGUCCCUCGACAUGAUUGUCACGGGCAAACUCCCUACUAAGGAGCUCUCUACGUCGCCUCGGCUCAACGUUGUGCCUUCUAGGCAGCAGAUUGUCAGCCUCUUAUUCGACGUGUUCCCUGGUCACGCGUCGUCCGAGCUGCUCACCACGGCCGAUCGGGCUUCCAUCCUGAGUGGUAUCGCUGCCGUGCUGAAUCCUCUGGGACUGCGCCGCAAAAGGGCCAUGGUCAUGCGUGAGCUCGUGUCGGUCCUCAUAACUGGUUUGGUUGAGGCAAGGACUAGAGGUGCCGCCGAGGCCGGCUUCCAUCCGGCCGCGGGACUCGUGUCCCUAGUCCCCGGCACGGAUCCCCGUAGCGGCGUGGCGCUAGACAUCAGUGCCAACGACGUUGAGCAGGGGCUGGAUGCCUUCCUUGGCCUGCUCUGCAGGUCGUACGGAGCUGUCGCGGCGGCCUCUGAUAACAAGGUAUCGCCAGAUGACAGGGACUCUGACGAGGCCAUCAAGGCCAGGAUCUAUGAGCAGUCCGCCGCGCGCCUGUUUGGGUUCACAGGCAUCAAGCUCAAUGUCCUGCGGGCGUGCAUCAACUUUUCUGAGGCGCUGCCUGAUUUCAACGGCGUGCUUCAGUUCUCAGCAGAUCUGCUUCGUACGGCCGGCGCAGGUGUCGCCCCAGGAACCCAGAGGGAGGACAUCACCCCCACCAUACACCCAGAGGAGGAGGUUAGAGUCACCAGCAACAUUGCCAGGGCGUGGACGCUCGCACACCAGCUGGGACUGAAACACCCGGGAGCCGAGUACUGGGAUGAGUUUCUCGUCAGGGGCGUCAAGCUUGAGCCUCUACCUAACACCAGGGCACCUGUCCCCCACGCUCACAGCGCCCUUCCCGGCGCCUCGGCUGGGCGCGAGUCGCAGGACGUCGACCCAUUCAUCUACAAUCCGUUCCUCAAGAAACCUACCGAGUCCAAACAGAGCUUUUUGGUGGCCAACGAGCCUGCCAUCUUCAGGGUCAGCCUGCAAAACACAUACGACAUGGAGAUCGAGAUUGAUAGUAUACGACUCGAGAUGACCGGCGUACCCUUUGACGCCACCCCUGAAACUGCUCGGCUCGGCCCCAACCGCACGCAGCUCCUGCGGCUCACAGGGAAGGCUAAGGAGGCUGGUGACUGCCAGGUGACGGGCGUCAUCGUCAAAGUACGGGGAUGCCGCGAAAGACGAUUCCCCAUCUUCAGCAGUCCCUGGAGACCCGUACGCGACAUCAAGAUCAAGGCCCGGGGUGUAAAGGCCCUCGAGGAAGGGGCAGAGGCCGUGAAGCGAGCCAGCCCCCCGCUAGAGAUGAGCACGCUCGGCCUCACGGCCAUUGCGCCGCAGCCUUUUCUGGUGUUGACGUCGAUGACGCUGCCUCAGUCGUCCGUCAUGGUUCUGGAGGGCGAGAGGCAUAUCUUCUCCGUCACCCUGCGGAACCAGUCGCCCACGCCCGUUGACUUCAUGCUCUUUUCCUUCAGGGACUCAACACAGGCGCCUCUGCAGGCUGCUCUGAAUAGCCGCGACUCGACGGCCAUCGAGAUACACGAGUACGAGCUCAUUCUCAUGAAGAAGCAGGCUCUCAGGUUGCCGACAGCCAAGUCGAAGCAGAGGCGCAACAUUGCUCCAGGAGCAGAGGAGACGUUCGACUUCCAGAUCUUAGGCAAGCCCGGCUUAACAGAGGCCGCCAUCCAGGUUGACUACACGAACCUAGGUGUGCCGCGCGAUGAGGUCACAGAGCAGUUCUACACACGCCAGCUGACAAUUGACCUCACCGUCACGGUGAAUGCGAGCAUCGAGCUCGCCAGGGCUGACAUGCUGGCGCUCACGGGUCCGGCACUUGAAUCCAUUGUGGCUAAUCGCUGCAGCAAGCUUUCUGCCGAGUCCUCCACCGACAUCGAUGCCAAUGAUUACUGCCUUCUGUCGCUAGAUCUUCGAAACUCGUGGCCCGCGCAGAUCACCGUCCACAUCGAGGACGACGACGGCCUGGCUGUAGAGGAGUCCAUCCUGCCCGGCAACACCAACCGCAUCCUCAUGCCCAUCAAACGUAUCUUCAUUGAAAACCCGCACAUGACCAUCCCCAGCCUCAACCCGACGCAGGACAGCAGACAGUUUGUCGUCAGCACGCACAAGAUCACACCCGAGAUGGAACGCGCCAAUCGCGAGGCCUUCUGGUACCGUGAGAAGAUGCUAAAUAGCCUCAAGGCCACGUGGGCGACGACGUCGUCGAAUCCGAAUCGCAACGGAGCCCUGGAGCUUCGGAGUCUCCCCCUCUGCCACCGGUCCCUAAAUGUGGCCCUCGACCACACGCGCAAGCUGGCGUGGAACGGUACCCUACAGCAGGUCCUCCCCACACUACAGGGCCAGCAGAGCGGUCAUUUUACGAUCGGCAUGACACCCCUGUGCAGAGGAGAGUUUGAGCUGACAGCCUCGGUGGAGGAGGUCCAUAUCCAUGAUGAUGGUGACGACGACGAGAAGGAGAAGCGAGGCAGCAGGCAGCAGGGGCAGGGGCAGGAUCAGGUGGGAAGGCAGAGGUCGAAUACCCAGACUAUGGUGGACGAUGCGGCACUAGGAGUUCAAGGGAGGAGGGUUUGGCAUUCUAGGCAGCCUUUUAUACUUGCUGUGAUGGAUUGA